AUGCCUCGUCCCGGAGACGGCUCAAGCCACAACGGCCCUUUCGAGGAAGCCGGUCACAAUAUCGCCCACGGGGUAGGAUCCGUUGACACGUCCAAGGUGCCGAGGGCGGAGAAGACGGCCGACCUGCCGGAGGGUCUGGGGGAGAAGGGCGCCGGGAUAAAGGGCGCGAAUGCGAGCGGCGGUCAGAGCCAGGGGCUCAAGACGGGUGGUGAAGUUGGCCAGGGCGGACGGCACGCGUAG
This is a messenger RNA of Metarhizium brunneum ARSEF 3297, 240 nucleotides long. RefSeq lists its product as uncharacterized. The record is from RefSeq and is a predicted model, not a curated record. Lineage: Eukaryota; Fungi; Ascomycota; Sordariomycetes; Hypocreales; Clavicipitaceae.